AUGACAUUAAAAUCAUGUAUUCAUUUAUAUAAUUACCAAUAUAAUAUCAAAACUCAAGGACAAAUUUUAUCAAAUUCACUUAAAAAUUCUUUUAUUCAAACAUCAUUUAUUCAUUUCUAUAAUCGAUAUAAUCAUAAUAAAUACAAUCAUCAUCUAUUUUCUAUAAUUGUUAAUAAAACAAUUACUAUAUAUUCAAAUAUAUGCAUAGGUUUAAUAUCAAAGAAAAUAUUCGAUUCAUUAAAUAAAAUCAUAUUUGCACCUUAUAAUUAUUUACAUGUUAAACUUUCAUUUUCUUCUAUAUUCAAUUUGUAUUUUCAUAUUGAUUAUUUAAAUGAUUUGUUAAUAUUUGAUGAAACAGAAAAAAUGAUUAAUGAUUAUGAAAAAUCAAAUUUUUCUUGUUCAGUUAUUGAUAAUAAUACAAUGAAACAUCUUUUCUUUAAAAUGUAUUCAUCUUCUAGUAAACAUGAACAAAACAAUACGAUUCAUUCAAAUAAAAAAAAAGAAUUAGAAAAUAAAAUUAAACAAGAAAAGUCAAUUACUAAUGUAAAUGGUCAAUUAUGGGAAUUUACAGUUGAUGAUCGGUCUCAUCCUCGAUUUGAAGAAAUUAAUGCUGAACUUGAUCGUAUAGCAAUUGAACUUGUUAAACAUGGUCAUAAUCUUGAUUCAGCUUGGAUAACUCCGAAAGUACGAGAAGCUACACUUCGUGCAUCCGCUUCAUAUUAUCGUAGUGGAAGGCUUGCAUUAGCUUUUAAUUUGAUUCAAAGAUCUGUUCCAUUUUUUAUUCAAAUUACUAAUGAUAUUCGUACUUGUCAGGAUUGUCAUGAAUUCAUGAAACCAGUAGUUAAACUUGGACAGUGUAAAAUAACUAUUUGUAAUUCUAAUCGUAUUCAUCGAUUUUACAAAAAUGAUGAAUGUUCUUGCAAAGAUUAUUUUUGA
This is a messenger RNA of Rotaria sordida, 936 nucleotides long. The record is from the annotation of a GenBank genome assembly. Lineage: Eukaryota; Metazoa; Rotifera; Eurotatoria; Philodinida; Philodinidae.